AUGCCUGAAAGUUCCGAAACGCAUCUUGUACAGGAUUCUGAUCAUGAGCUCUUCACUCGUCUAGAUCGGAUUGAAGGGCUUUUGCUAGAAGCAAAGUCUCAUCGUUCCGCUCUAACCAAAUCUCACCUCGCUGAUCAGCCUUAUGCUCCCCUAGAUUACCAAUUUCCAACUUUAUCUAGCCGAUUAGCGGAGAAACAACCUUGUGGAGAGACUGAAAACUCGGAUGUCGUUGUCUUCGGCUUUGAUCUUCACUGUCUCUCAAGUUUUGGUACCAAGGAGUUCCACCAAGCACUUCUGCCCCUCCGUGUCAACGAUUUCGAGGAGAGCUUAGAACAAGAGCUCAAAGAGGGUAAGUCCCUUUUUGAAGGAGAUCAAGUUGAGCUUCUCGAUCUCGACCUCAGUCCUCAAAAUUGUGGGCGUCUUCAACAGCUCUUUGCACGACACGUAUUACCUCAGCGGCCAAUAUUCGAUCAUGAAACUUCCGCCAAGUUGGUUGCUCGCGUGGCAAGAGAAAGGCCUCUUCCAAAGACCCUUGAUACGGCCCUCACGUUACUCAUCUUGGCACUCGGAUCCAUGUCAACAGACAGCCAAAAUAUGUCAUAUGAUCCAGUGACCACGCCGGGGCUUGAUUACUUCCGCGCCGCCUGCCAGAUUGUCGACGGCGACCGGAAGUCCAACUACACAUUGCAACAUGUCCAAUGCCACAUCCUUAUGAGCGUCUAUUUCCAGAGCUGCCUCCUACCAAUCCAGGCCUUUGAAUCGAUCAGGGUGGCUUCCGAAAAGAUCGUUCUACUUCUCCAAAUGCGUAAGCGCAUCGCCUCUGAUAGGUCGUACGCCAGUCUCUGCCAGCGAGCAUAUUGGGCCUGUUAUCUCAUUGAACAAGACCUGCAAAUGUAUAUCUCGCACAGCUCUUGCUUACUGCAGAGCAUCCAUGAACUAGUACCACUUCCUACCAGCGACAGCGAGGAGCCUGGCUUCUACGGAUUUCUGGCUGACAUUGCAUUGUGUCGAAUUGUCUCAAGAGCCCGAAACGGCAUCUCUUGGAAUAGGGCUAUGCUGAAAGAACCUGUCAUCGUUCGCGAAAUCAUCCUGCAAUUGUCUGAAUGGUACGCUACCUUGCCUCCACCUAUCAAAUUCCCUCUGCUGGACCUUUGCCAAGCCGGUGUUUUCUCCAAUGGUACACUUCUUGACACACAACAAGCCCAACUUCGUGCAAAGUUCUUUUCUACCCAUGCUCUUUUGCACUGGCCAAACGUUGUACUUUUGCUCGAAAUACAAUCCCCUACCACGCGACAGGCUGAUGAUCAAGUCAACAACGAUUUAUCGCACAUCCUAAACGGCGCAGCUAAGGCCCUCGAGUUCGCCAUCAUGUCCAUUUACGCGUUUGAGUCUUUAUAUUCGAACCCCAACCUUCUUAUGGAUUCAAAUGGUGGUACCUUUUACGCUAUUAUGAUAUUUCUACUAUCCGUUUAUAAUGACCCAUCACUGAAGAUGGUGCAGCAUCCAAGAACGAUGGAGGCUCUCUGUUCAGGUUGGCAUCUCUUGAGCUAUUGGCCUGAUAAGCCAGCAGCUGAGAGUGGCCGGGAGAAGGUGGAACGGCUGUUCAGAGAAAAGGGAAUUAAGCUACCUACCUAA
Molecule: messenger RNA, 1635 nt
Organism: Trichoderma breve
Lineage: Eukaryota; Fungi; Ascomycota; Sordariomycetes; Hypocreales; Hypocreaceae
Exons: 2
Coding region: 1-1635 (544 amino acids)
Biological process (GO): DNA-templated transcription
Molecular function (GO): zinc ion binding; DNA binding
Source: RefSeq, a predicted model, not a curated record